Epinephelus fuscoguttatus (brown-marbled grouper) is the source of this 6443-nucleotide messenger RNA. It is a transcript of the gene lrrfip1a, whose product is annotated as leucine rich repeat (in FLII) interacting protein 1a. Lineage: Eukaryota; Metazoa; Chordata; Actinopteri; Perciformes; Serranidae. The coding region runs from base 150 to 4997 and encodes 1615 amino acids. The record is from RefSeq and is a predicted model, not a curated record. Gene Ontology annotation, molecular function: RNA polymerase II cis-regulatory region sequence-specific DNA binding; DNA-binding transcription factor activity, RNA polymerase II-specific. Gene Ontology annotation, biological process: regulation of transcription by RNA polymerase II. The transcript has 23 exons.
UUGUUUUAUCUGCGCGCCUUUAACUUGAUAUUUUAGCGACACAUGAGAGCCACUAACUUAGUUAACUACCGCUCUGUUUGGAUUAUUCGGUGCGCUUUUGGACCACAAGUGUGACUUUACAAACAGUCAGUGAGUGGAUUUGAGAAAACAUGGGGACUCAGGGCACAGGACGGAAAAGAUCUACCAAGAAGGAAAGGUCGACGGCAGAGGACGAUGCCCUAAAUCUCAUAGCAAGAGAGGCCGAGGCCAGGCUGGCAGCAAAGAGGGCAGCCAGGGCAGAAGCCAGAGAGAUCCGCAUGAAGGAGCUGGAGCGACAACAGAAAGAGAUCUUUCAGGUGCAGAAGAAGUAUUAUGGCUUGGACACCAAAUUAGAUGACCGAGCGGACAGCAAAUGGGGAGAUAUUGAACAAUGGAUGGAGGACAGUGAGAGAUACUCACGUUCUUCACGGAUACACACGCUCUCAGAUGACGAUGAGCGGAUGUCAGUGGGAAGCCGGGGCAGUGUCAGGGACUCUUCAUCACUUAAGAAGUCAAAGAAAAAGAAGAAACAUAAGCACAAAGACAAAGAUAGGAACGGCUACGAUGAUGAUUACAGUGUUAUAUCCAGCAGGAGCUCAAGACUCAGUGAUGAAAGCAGAGUGUCUCGCUCCUCCAGGCUAGACCUAACGAGCUCCAGACUAAGUGAUGACACCCGGGUGUCUCGUGGCUCCAGAUUAGACCUGCAGCCGGCUGCUUAUGCUUCUUCUGACUUGUACAGCUUUAAUGGUCUCCCCUCCUCCAGAAACCCAGGUUCAGCUUUCAGUGGUUACCAGAGCUCCUUAUAUGAAGACAGUCUCUGCAGUGGGUCACGGCGAGUCACUGGCUCCAGCUCUCAUCCUUUAGAGUACACUAGUUAUCGCAGCUCCGGCUCCAGAGCCUCCUCCAGGGCCAGUUCGGCCCGUGCCAGCCCAGUGGACAACUGUGGCUCUGUUGCCAGUUUUUUGAGGAGUGCAGCCAGCAGCAGUGGCCUCCCCCGAGAUCUGGACGAUGUUACUAUUCCUGACUUUUCUGACGUGAGUCGCUUUGCACCCGCAGGAGGCCGCGGCUGUGAUGUGGAGGACAGAGAUUAUCUGGAGAAGGGAUCUCGAUCAGCUUCUGCCUUAACAGCAGCAACCCUCACCUCUUUAGGCGGGACUUCUUCACGGAGAGGAAGUGGGGAGACAGCUCUGACUGUAGAUGCAGAAACCUCUGUGCGAGAAAUCAAGGAGAUUCAUGAACUGAAGGAUCAGAUUCAAGAUGUGGAAACCAAGUACAUGCAGAACCUAAAAGAAGUGAAGGAUGCAUUAGUAGAAGUGGAGGAGAAGUAUCGUAAGGCCAUGGUGUCCAACGCCCAGCUGGAUAAUGAGAAAAACAACCUGAUGUACCAGGUGGACACACUCAAGGACUCGCUCAUGGAGCUGGAGGAACUGCUGUCUGAGUCACGCCGGGAAUAUGAGGAGAAAGUCAAGGAAUACGAGCGAGAGAAACAUGCCCACUCUGUGCUUCAGUUCCAGUUCAAUGAAAUGAAAGAGACGCUAAAACAAAGUGAAGAGCUUCUAAAUGACAUCCGUCAGCUGCGUAACAAACAGGAAGGUUUUGUUAGGGAAAUAUCUGACCUGCAGGAGACGGUGGAGUGGAAGGAUAAAAAGAUUGGGGCCUUAGAGCGACAGAAAGAAUACACAGAUGCAAUCCGAAUUGAGCGAGAUGAGCUCAGAGAGGAGGUGGUGCAGCUGAAAGACAUUCUGAAGAAACAUGGAAUAGUACUGGGACCUGACCUAAAUAUCAAUGGAGAGGUUGCUGAGGCAGUGGACGGGUCCUCCAGUGCAGACUCUGCUUCCCAACCAGCUCAGGAAUCACAGACCUCCCCACCGGAGGGGAACAGCAUGCUCGGCAACACAGAGGAAACGCAGUUGAGAAGUAGUGGAGGGGAAGAAGUGGAUCCUGAGCAGCAUCAAGAGAUAAUUGAGAAAGGCAAAGAGAAUCACUUGAGCUCUGAUACUGUCUCUACCAUUGGGGGUGUGUCCACUCUGGAGACAUCAAGCCAAGAGCAGCCAACAGAAGAACAACAGACAUGCUUAGAAGACAAGGAGACUGCUACAGAAGAAGACACUUUUGAGAAGCAAGGCUUUAGCAAGGACUUAAAUGGUGACAUUAAUGACCAGUUACUCACAGAAACCAGUACAGAUACAAUUGUUUGCAGCCCUGACCUUCAGGGGAUUGUACCAAGUUCUGAGGAAAAUGUUCUAGACACAGAAACACCAAAGGGGGAAGAUUUAGGGGAGACCAGUAACCAAGACAGAGAGGAGACAGAAACUAACACCAGUAAUGUUGACACACAAAGUGAUGACAUUAGAGAGUCAUGCAACAACCUUUUUGAAAAGCAAGAAAACAAACAGGAAGAUGAGGAAAGUAAUUUGAGAAAUACAGAAUCAUGUCCUCAGCAAAACAUUGCACAAGAUGUUGUGAAAGAAAGUUUACCUGAUGAGUCCGUCCCAUUUUCAUCAAACACCAAACUUCAACAAGAGCCUGAGAAUGCAGAGGAGGCAGAGAACGAGGAGGCAGAGGAAAUAUCAAAUAAAACUCAGCCUCACGGCACUGCUGCUUCAGGGAAAAAGAAGAAAAAGAAGAAGAGAGGCAAAAAGAAAGGAGGAACUCAUGAGGAUAAGAACCAACAAAAAGAUAGAACAGAUCAAGAAAAGGGCAAAACAGAUAAAGACAUGGAAUCAGCCACAAGAUGUAAAGGGCCAACAAUAGAACUUGAAGUUGAUGAUUCUGUCACUGAAACUGUCAAGGAAUCAAAGAUAGAUCAAGUUAAGGAGAAGGACAGGCAAGAAACUGAGGAGGUAGAUGAAGUAGAAGCAGUGAAGCCCACUGAAAUAUUUACUCCCAAUGAAACUCUCAAAGAAUCUAGUAUGGAUCAUGUUAUAGCAGAGCACGACAAGGAACAAACUUUGGAAACAAAAAAUGUGGAAGAAGCAGAAGCCACAGCAAAUCCUGAAACCUUUUCACACAUUGAAACUCCCAAGGAAGUAAGCGUGGAUCAUGUUACAGAUGAACAGAACGAGGACCAAAGUGAAACUGCAGAAGUAGUAGAGAAAGAGGCACCAGUCACACCCACUGAAAUCAUUUCUCAUGUUGAAACUCUUAAGGAAUCCAGACCAGAUCCCAGAAAGGAUAAGCAAGAUGAGGAACUAACUUUGGAAACAGAGAAAGUAGAAGAAGCAGAAUCUAUAACAAGUGAUGUUCCAGAAACCAAUCUGAGUACAUCUGAUCCCAUUGACAACUCCAAAGGUGCUGAGAGCACUGAUGGUCUUGACAAGGAGUGUACUUCCAGUGUUGAUAACUCUAAAAGUGAAACAGACGUCUCAACCAAUGGCAAUGUCAUCCAUGCUGCGUCAGAAACUGAAUGUUUGAUUGUUAGUGCAGAGGAUGAAGUUGAGUCUGUUGAUGAGAUGAAAUCUGAAUGGACAACUAAUAAUGCCGAAAACACCUUUGAAUCAAGCAGGAAGGAAAACACUGAAGCUGAAUUAUAUGUUCCAAGCAAUGGUGACAUUGCUGCUGAUGAAUCUGAAUACAAAAGAAAUUCUGAGAAUAAGGACAGCAAUUCAAUGUCCCUUUCUUCUACUGAUGGCUUAACUGAUGCUCUCAAGAGCUUGUCUGGCUCAGAGCUGGCCUCAGACCAGUCUGAAGCAGUAAACUCAGACAACAAUGAUACUCUCAUCAAGGUUACCGAUGAAGGUCCCAAGGAAGCAACUGAGACAGUCAAAGAUGAUGAGGAGCCAGGAGCAGAGACUGAACAGGAAUCCAUUUCUCCCUGUAUCAUUUCUCCCAAACAUGACAGGGAUGAUUCAGAGCUCAAAGCAGACAAAACUGAACAGGAGGAACUGAAUGGAGACUCAAGGGAACCUAAAGAUUCAGUAGAGACCGACAGCUCACAUGACGAAAAAAGUGGCAGUUGUGACAGUGCAUCAUUAUCCAAAAGCACUGAUGCAUUAGACACGGUACAGAGUCUGUUGGAGACUGUAGCGCAGGCAGAACAACUGGAUGAUGUAGAAAACAACACAUUACAGUCUGAGGAUCAGAUUGAUGAAGCAAAUGCUGAAGUGACCCCAGAAACAAAAGAUAUCGACAUGAUAAAUACACCAGACUCUCCAAAUCAGACUCCUGAAAUUGAGUCCUCUGUCGAGCAGGACCACAGUAGUGAAGAUCCGGAACAUAAAAACAGUCAAAAUGAUCAGCAGAGUGAGACACAGCAACUGCACGAACCCAGCUUAGACAAGCCUGACAGUAAGGAUUCAUCCCAACCCACCCUGCAUGACAGCGAUGAGGAGGACGCUGAAAAUGAUGAAGGGCUGUCUUUUGAUUUUGAUGACAUGGAUAUGGAGGCAGCUAUCGCAGCAAGUCUCCCUGAAAAUCCAAAACAGGAAGAAGUUGAGGAGGGAGUUGAAGUCAUGUCAGUUGAAAGCAACGACAGUAGUUCAGGGCUGUGCCAAAGUAAUACUGAGUCAAAUGAAAAUAGACAAGAUGAGCCAGUUGAAAGUAAUGAUGAGAAAUGUACAGUCGAUGGGGGUUCCCAGGUAGAUACACUAGUUACUAUGCCUGGAGACAACCCAAACUCUUUGGCUCAUGAUGAUGCCACGUCUAGUACGGUGGAACAUAUGGAAAAUGUGUGUGAAAAGCAGACAGAUAUGCCUGAGGCUGAAGUAGGUGUAGCAGAUGAACCUGGGCACAUUAUCGAGGAAGGAAAGGUUUUAAAUGCUGAGGAGUUAGAUGUUGUUGCAGAGGACAAUAACCAAGCAAUGUCAUUACCCAUAGAGGAAGGAUUGGAUGCCAUUAAGCAUGAGUUGCAGGGUGAAAAUUUGGAUAUGCCAAAAAGUACGGAGGUCAGCAACAAAGAGCCACAGCAGACAGGGAGAGAUGUGAAGAAGAACAGCAAGAAAGGCAAAGGCAAGGGCAAAGAAGAGUGUAAGAUGUCUUAGCAAAUGGAUGUAUGUAGUAAAGAUAUAUUGUGUAUCAUUUGAUCUGUCCACUUACUAGUAUUUGCUUAGCUGUUUACAGUCUAGUGCAGAACCUCACAGCACUUUGAUCCUUUCCCAAAUGAAUAUUAAUGUAUGUUUGUAUGUAUGUCCUGUUGUCAAAUCUAUGUAAACAGUCUAAGGUCCAAACAUCAGUUUUUAUUAAGGUCAUAUGUGCAAUGAUGAGAAUGUAAACUGUAACAUUUGAUUUUACUGUUGGACAGUACUGCACAUGAUAUGUCAGGUGACAUAAUCUUGUUAUUGUGUCAUGGCUAAUAUUGCUUUGCGCCUGUAUCUCACAUAUAGUUCAUAGAUGGACAAAAAAAAACACAAAUUCUAAUUGGUAGUUGUCAUUUUGACUCAAGCCAACUAGCUUUACAUGUUCUAGCUGUAAUGUUGAUGGUUAAGAUAAAAAGGUGUUCCGAGACCCUGUGCUGUUCUCAGGGGUUUAAAAAAAAACCUGCUGUUUGACUUAAAGGCACAGUUCGGACCUUUUGAAGUGGGGUUGUAUGAGGUGCUUAUCCAUAGUCAGUGUAUUACAGACAGUAGAUGUCAGUCAGCACACCCCCAGUUUGGAUAAGCAGCAGAAGUGCUGACACAGAAGCAAAGCAAUGGACGGUGGGCAGCAGCAUAACAUAUUUUAGCCACCUAACACGGAAACUGAUUAAGUGUGCACUAUAUGGAGAAUAUUUUCACCGCUUUACCUUUCCGUCAGACACCUCACUCUGACAGGAAGCUGUUAACAGCUUCAGUUACUCAUCUAUGCUCUUGUCACCAGACUCCACUGACAAAAACAGUAAUUUUGGCUUGCUGAACACAGGGGCUGUGGGUCUACUGCUGUCUCAAUGAGUUAGUUUGUGUUAUUGUGUGAAUUUUGUGAAUCUGAACUAACCCUUCAAACGCCAAAGUCACACAAUUACACAAAGUAACUGAUGAAGGCAGCGGUACACCGUCAGCUCCCAUGUUCAGCAAUGUUAAGUCACAGCUUUUCUCAAUGGAGUCUGGCUUUGAAGAGUGCAUUAUGGGAGCUUAAUUUCACUGUCCCAAAUUGCUGUCUGAUGGCAAACUUAAACAGUGAAAAUAUUCUUUUUUAGGUGGCUAUGAUACAUUUUGUUGCUGCCCCCGUCCACAGCAGUACAUUGCUUAGCUUCAGUUUCAGACUCCAGCCUGCUUCUCCAAACUGGGGGCAGGGCGACUGACAUUCAUUGUAGGUAAUACACUGACUUUGGAUAAGUACCCCAUACAACCCCACUGCACAAUAUCUGAAUUAUCCCUGUAAACAAAGCCAUUUCCAUGUGUAACAAUGGAAUGUGUUUGAUAAAUGUAUGUUUGCAUUUUGUUGCACUUAAUGGAAAAGAUGAAUGUGGUGCAUCCACACUGAAAUACCAAUAAAUACCCUGCUGUAACCAA